AUGUCGCACCAGCAGCAGCCCGGCGAGCCGUUCCCCGUGACCCUCUCACGCGGUGGAGCGCCAGCCUUUGCCCUCUCGGCCUCCAAAGAGUUGGCCUUCGGCAUUGACGAUGGCUCCCUCUCACCUGACGCAGCGGCCCAGCUCCUGACGCAAGAGAAGGCCGACCCCAACGGGCGGUACUACGACACUUCCCUCGACCGUUUGGAUUCUCUGCUGCAUCUGGCUGCCGAGAAGUGUAUCGGAGAGGAUGGUGCCGCGAUGCUGGAGUGCCUCAUCAAGGACGCUGGAGCGGAUGUGAACUUCGUUGAUGUUGUUGAGGCCGGCAACAACAGGAGACCACUGGACUCCCUGCUAGCCCGCCUGCGUCGAGCCGACCGCCGUCUGCUGUUGGCCCUCCUGCCCAUGAUCGAGACCCUCCUGAGGCACGGCGCCAGGUGCUACUUUGGUGGUGCUGGUGCGUUGCAGUCGCUCUUCGCCAGUUCCGCCAUGGAAGAGGUCUCGGCCACGGGGUGCCUUGAGGUCGUCACUCGGCUGACCACUGCCGCAGCAGCGGCACCCACACCACCCAGCCUCGGCGGAGACUUCGCUCUCAGCAAGGCAUGUAGGUGCCAAUUCCGACAGGAGGAGGACCAGCAGCAGCAGCAGCAGGAGCAGCAGAAGAGAGAUGGGGCGUAUGACAGCCACGCGGACCCCCACAUCGCCAUUCUCGAGAAACUAGUAGAGGGGAUGGGGCGGAAGGUGCUGGAGGGCUUCAUCGCCAAGGAGGCGUUGAAUCACGCCGUCGACCGUCAGAACAGAGCUGUGGUGUAUUGGUUGGUGAGGCAGGGAGUGAGGGCUGAUGAUGACGCACUCUCUCGUGCUCACUGGGAUGUGGAUGUGAUAUCAUUGCUGGUGCGUGAGGCAGGAGCUCACGUAGACAGGGGGUGGCGGCAGCCCCUUGUCCGCUUUGUGGGGGGAGGUCACGACACUGCUGCGCAGCACCUGAUCCAAUUGGGGGCAUCGGUAGACAGAGCACUCACCCACCUUCCCACGACAGCCAGAGAUAAGCAGCGCAUUUUGUCGGUGUAUCACGACUAUCUCAAUCGCUCUGUCCCCACACACGCCAUGGGCUUCAUCAACACGUCCCUCGCCCCUCUGCGCACUCUGUCUGCCCUGUCGGCUUCCCACUCUGUGUUCGGUGUGGGUGUGUUGUGCAGUCAGAUUGCCUCGUACGUAGAGCCUCUACCGCUGCCCUUCUCUGAUCGCACGCCACUCGGGCGGCGGCUCAACGCGGCACUGUCUUUCUUCGUCUCACGUGUCUGCAAUGUGGCCAGCCCCUGUGAGCGGCGCCGUUUGUUUCGGCACACUGCCUUCGUCACGCCACACACCACACACACGGACACAUCAGAUAGCCAGGGAGGGGGAGAGGGAGAGGGCGGGCAGGUAGGCGAGGGCAUCGUGUAUGGCCUCCGUGACGUGAUCCACCUGAUUCGGUGUGAGGAGGCGCUCCACUACCAGCUGCCUGACAUCGACAGUGGAUUCGGCAAUGGCAAGCCAUUCGAGUGUGCCUUCGAUGGCCGUGUGGUGGUGGGCGGGGCGGGGGGAGGGCAGUGUGUGGUGCAGACGAUAGAUAGGUGGGAGGCCAUGGGUGAGAGGAGGCCGCCCGGUGCGCUGUGGAGUGAGGAGUCAUCGGAUGAUGAUGAUAGCUCGGACGACUCAGAUGAGGAUGACGACAUCGAUGAGGUCAGCAGGGAGGGGCACACAGUCACAUGCAUGUGAUGAUCCACUGUUGUGUGUGUGCAGGACGGCAUGGAUGAGGACGGCCUGGAGGACGCCGGGGACGGCGACGAUCUAGAUGAGGUGGAAGGAGGCACAUGUGCACACGCAUGAUUUGUGUGGUCUGUGUAUGUGUAAAGGGUUUCAUGGCCGAGGACGGCAUGGACGGCGACCUGGGAGAGGAGGACGGCGAUAUGAUCGACGACGAUGACGAGCCGCAGCACACUGAGGACGACCAGUGAGUUGAGGGGGGAGGGGUGGAUGGGGGCACUCUGCAUGAGUACACACAUGGCUGUCUGUCUGUCUGUCUCUCUCACAGGAGUGUCGAUGAGAUGGAUGAGGAGCACAGCAGCAGCGAUCCGCUCAUCUGAAAGGCUAGGUACGCCAAGCGACUCGCAGACCACCGGCCUCUCUCCUCUGCUGCUGCUCACGGCUGUGUUUGGUUGUCUGUGUGCUUCAGAUCACAGAAAGUAGCUAUUGGUUGAGUGGCCGGCCGUUGGUGCCCCCAUCACGCCCAUGACCGACGAGUACGUGUCGUGGGCCCCCUACCAGCAGAAGGCCUCUCUUGCUGGAGAUUCGCUGCCUGGCUGGAUGCAUCCACCCACCCACCCAUCCAUCCAUCCAUCCAUCCAUCCAUCCAUGUGUCUUCGUGUGUGUUCAUGUGUGAGACCAUUUGCGUGUGUGUGUAUGGGGGGUGGUGUCCAUCUCGAUGCGUUCGUUCAUCGUGUUGUUCAUUCAACCCGUGUGUACAGC
Messenger RNA from Vitrella brassicaformis, 2508 nucleotides. NCBI's taxonomy places the organism in Eukaryota, Vitrellaceae. The record is from the annotation of a GenBank genome assembly.